UUCCGGUGGGGGGGCGCUCAUGGCGAGGGUCACGUGGUGCCCAGGAACCGGAUCUCGGGUGAGAAGAACCGGGUCGUGGUGAGGAGGAGGCAGGUGGUGUGGUGGCGUGAGACGAGGCUUGGUACGCGGAUACACAGGACGAGGCAGACGGACGCGCACACACACGGGGCGCCAUGUCGGACGUGCAGCGCCUGGCGGUGGCUGUGCUGGGCUUCCUGAACGAGCAGCUGCGCGCGGGGACGCUGUCGGAGGACGCCACCGAGAGUCUGGAAGUUGCGACGCAGUGCCUGGAGACGGCGUUUGGGGUGAGUGCGGCGGACUCGCACCUCGCCGUGUCGCGACCGCUGCUCGACAUCUUCGUGGAGGCGACGCAAGACGAGCCCGCAUCAAAUCCACCCCUCAGUCAAGAGAAGGCCCUCCCGGACUGCACGGUGUCAGAAGAAGAUAGAACUCGCGCUGACAAAUACAAGAACGAGGGGAACCAGUACAUGCGCGAGGAGCGCUAUUCCGAGGCCGUGGAGUGCUACACACACGCCAUCGAGCUGCACCAGCAGAACGCCGUCUACUUCUGCAACCGGGCGGCCGCCUACAGCAAACUGAGCAACUACGUGGGCGCGGUGCAGGACUGCGAGCGCGCCAUCGUUAUCGACCCUAACUACAGCAAGGCCUACGGGCGCAUGGGGCUAGCGCUCACCUCCCUGGGGAAGCACGAGGAGGCGGUGGAGUUUUACCGUCGAGCCGUUGAGCUCGAUCCGGACAACGAGGGUUACCGAGGCAACCUGGAGCUCGCCGAAAGCAGAGGGAGGGAGGCCACGAGCCCGCAGAAUGCCACGCCGCCCGGAGGCUUCGACCUCGCUGGGAUCCUCAACAACCCGGGAUUCAUGGCCAUGGCGGCCAACAUGAUGCAGAAUCCACAAUUGCAGCAGAUGAUGUCGGGAAUGAUGUCAGGAGGCUUCUCUGGAGGCGUCCCGGGUGUGGGAACUGGUGGCAUCAACGACAUGGCCGGCCUAAUCCAAGCAGGACAGCAGUUCGCGCAGACGAUGCAGCAGGAGAACCCGGAGCUCAUCGAGCAGCUGAGGAGCCAGAUUCGUAGCCGGCCGGCCAGCGCGAGCCACGACGACCUCCCACCUCCCUACCAGCCCCCGCCCCCACCCCCACCACAGCCGCCAAGCUCUUGAACAUCCGUGACCUCCCUCUACCCACUACCCUCCCCCCCUCCAUGACUACAAGCUCCCCCCCCUCCCUCGCCACGCACCAGCCCAAUCAUCGACUCUCCCUGGAUAGUCCCAUCCAGACAAAUUGGCCAAUAAAAAUAAACGAAAUGGCACGUAAAAUGAUUGCUUUUCUUCAGUCUCGGUGACCUGUUGACCACCUGGCGUGACCCCGCGACUUCUUGAUGCGCCUGCAUCCUGGGGCUGGGGUUGCUAUGUGACAGCGAGUGAUAUGGCUGGUGAAUCACACGCAAACAAAAUAACUCUUUUUGACGACCUUUGAAGUGCCAGGGCCAGGUGGACACUUGCAGGUGAACAUCUGACCUCCAUGGCGAGCUUGUGUGUUGCGUGCUUGAGUGAGUGUGCGUACAUUGUGUGUGUGUGUGUGUACUUCGCUUGUGUCUGUGUACGUCAUGUGUGUGUGUGUGCGCGUUAUGUGUAUCUGGCCAGCUGGGUGUUCAGUCAGUGUUUGCUGGGAAUACCCUAGCUGUUACCGUAGGCGCACACCAGGUGAUUUCUAUCUUGCACCUGGUGAGUCGGUCCUGCCGGCGGCAGCUGCCAACGCCGAACCCCAUGCGGCGGUGAACUGAUCUGGCAAACUCAGUGUCUGAGUUGGGUUUGUGGAACCCUUGGUGGGGGAAAUACCAUCAGAAGGUCUCCUCAGACCAUCCACUGCAUCCAGCAUCAUCUCCAGCCGUCUCGACAUCGUCUUUCCACUGGAUACAGAUGAGUUUGGACGAGAGAGUGAGGUCGAAGCUGCGUGCAACUCUCCCUCACUUGUUCAACCUGAUGACACCAUCAUCAGGUCGAACAAAGAACAUCAAAGUAACACCACUUAAUGUUGGCGCUUGGAAUGUGCGCACACUUAUGGACACAGCCGGACCAAACAGACCUGCGAGCCGCACGGCUCUUGUAGGCAGAGAACUUGCCAGAUACAACAUUCACGUUGCCGCCCUAAGUGAGACCCGGCAAGCUGACACAUGACAGAUUGCAGACGUUGGAGCCAGUUACACCUUUCUUUGGAGUGGGGGUGGAAAAGAGGAGAGACGCAUCGCUGGUGUUGGUUUUGCAGCAAAAUCUAACCUGGUCAACCAACUGUCAAGAAACUGUCAAGCUUACCCAACGGUAUCAACGACCGUUUGAUGACCCUGAAGCUCCAUCUACCAGGCAAAAAGCAGGUCACCAUCAUCAGUGCCUAGGCGCCAACCAUUACUACCCCGGAUGAGGUAAAAAAAAGUUUUACGCUGGCCUGGAGACUGCAAUUGCUGCUGCACCCAGCAAAGAGAAACGAAUUCUCGGCGACUUCAAUGCCAGAGUUGGAACUGACCAUCAGUCAUGGAAUGGGAUCAUUAGGGUGCACAUGGUGUUGACAAAUGCAACAGGAAAGGCCUUUUGCUACUGGGAUGCAACAACGGUCAAAACAUUGGCACUCAAUUGACUAUGUCGUUGUCAGGAGGAGAGACAGGCGUGACAUCCAAGUUUCAAAGGCCAUGUGCGGUGCAGAAUGCUGGACAGACCACAGACUCGUUAUCUCCAAGCUCAAUAUCCGGAUCAAACCUAGACGUCCACAAGGCAAAACAAAAUGUUAAGUGACUCAACAUCUCCCAGCUGAAACAGGUGAGCAUCCAGCAGUACUUUUCUGAAUCCCGAGACCACCGCUUGGAGUCCCUAAGGCCUGACUGAAGAUGCUGAGGCAGAUUGGACAGCUGUCAGAAAUCUGCUGCACUCGGCAAUGCUUCAAACAGUCGGCGCUGCCACGCGCAAACACCAAGACUUGUUCGACGUAAAUUAUGCAGAGAUUCAGGCACUCCUUGAUGUGAAACAUUGCCUGAACAAAACCUACCUGAAUGAUAGCAGCUCAGAGUCCAAGAAAACUGCAUUUCUCAACAUCCACAGGACUGUCCAGCUCCAGCUUAGACCUAUGCAGAAUGCUUGGCUCAGUCAGAAAGUCGAGGAGAUACAACCACGUGCCGACAGCAACAACACAAAGCAUUUCUACGAUGCACUAAAGUCAGUUUAUGGCCCACAACCCUCAGGAAUCUCACCUCUCCUGUGUGCAGAUGGAACCACACUGCUCACAGAGAAAGACAAAAUCCUUGGCAGAUGGGCCGAACACUUCAACUCAGUCCUCAAUCAGCCUUCAUAAAUGAAGACGCGAUCCAAAAGGCUGCCUCAAGUUGAAAUGAACCUGUCACUUGCAGAUCCACCCACUCUAGAGGAAACAAAAAAGCCAUCAGUCUCCUGUUAUCGGGAAAAGCUCCGGGAGCUGACGCCAUAUCAGCGGACGUCUGCAAGGUGGUAGGGCCUCGUUUGGUUGAGAAUCUAACCGACCUCUUCCAGUCAUUAUGGAGACAAGAAGCUGUCCCUUAGGUGUUAAAGGAUGCGUGGAUUAUCCACCUGUACAAGAGGAAGGGCAAUCGCCAAGCCUGUGACAAUCAGAGGUAUAUCCUUGCUGUCCAUUGCGGGAAAAAUCUUUGCAAGAAUCCUCCUGAAUCGUCUAACAGAACACCUAGACCAAGGCCUGCUGCCCUAGAGCCAGUGUGGCUUAAGAAAAAGCCAUCGAACCACUGACAUAGUGUUUGCAGCCCACCAACUCCAAUAAAAAUGCCAAGAGCAAAACUCCGAUUGAUACCUCACCUUUGUCGACUUGGGAAAGGAUUUCGACACCAUCAGCUGCGAGGGCCUCUGGAAGAUCAUAGUGAAGUUUGUAUGCCCGGACAAAUUUAUCACCAUGAUAGGACAGUUGCGUGACGGCAUGAAGGCUAAGUUUGUGCAAGAUCACCGAGAGUCCUCUGAACAGUUUUCAGUCACAACUGGAGUGAAGCAAGGCUGUGUUCUAGCACCAACCCUCUUCAGCAUGAUGUUCUCCGCCAUGCCGCUCGAUGCCUUCCCAAAUGAACACACUGGGAUCCGCUUCAUCUACCACUUUGACAGGGACGCUGUUCAACUUGCGGAGGAUGCAAGCCAAAACAAAGGUGGAGGAGGUGACUUCGCGACCUUUUGUUUGCAGAUGACUGCGCGCUAGCUGCUGGCUUGCAUGCCGACCUGCAGACCUUCAUGGACCAGUUCUCAGCUGCCUGCGACAACUUCGGCCUCACAAUCAGUACAAAGAAGACUGAAUUUAUGUACCAACCUGCCCCUGUAAUCCUUACGUGGACCCAACCAUCUCAAGUUCACCUACAUUGGUAGCGCUCUGCCACGUGCUGUUCACAUUGAUGAUCAACAUCAGCAUUGCCAAGGCUAGGUGCAGCCUUUGGCUGUCUGCGAGAUUUAGUGUGGGAAAGGAAAGGCAUCAAGUUGGCCACUAAACUGAAAGUUUACCAGCCAGUAAUAACUACCAACUCUUAUGGUUGCGAAACCUGAACAGUAUUACAACGCCACCAUUCCAGGAAACUCAAUCACUUUCACCUAAACUGUGUGAGGAAGCUCUUGAGGAUCAGCGGCAGGACAGAAUCCCAGACCCUGAAGUCCUCAGAGGUGCUGACAUACUGAGCAUUCCCACGCACCUUAUGAUAGCACAGCUCGGAUGGGCCGUCCGUGUGACCAGGAUGCCUGCCACUCGUCUCACAAAGCAGAUAUUCUUUGGAGAGCUGAAGAAUUCGUCUGACCUGGUGAAAUCUCAUCUGGCAUGGCACUACCACCUCUGAAACCAGCAGAAUCAAAAAUGUCAUGGUGAGGAGACAACAGCAGAAGACCCGUAUCAAGAGAGCCGUCCCCCAGCAGCAGCAGGCUGCUACCAACAAAUCAUGUCCAGUGUGCCACGGAGUGUCCCGGGCUCAGAUUGGCCUCUUCAGCCAUCUGCGCUGUCACCGUACACCAGACUCAUCCCAAUGAAGCAUGUCACGGUCAUCAACAAUCCUUGAUGGACGAACACGGAAGGAAAGGAAGGUGUACUUUGUGUGUGUCAUGUUUGUGUGUCGAUGCGUGUGUGUACCUUGUGUGUACACGUGUGUGUACAUUUGUAUGUGUACGUUGUGUGUGUGGAGCGAUUACGAUGCGGCUGUCGCACUGCGCUACGAUCCCAGCAAGUGGACGCACGCACUUUGUCGCUUCGGAAAGUGGCAUCCGAUUGGUCCGAGCCUCAUCCCCCCAAGGGCACCGCCGCAUCCAACGCGGAGUCGUCGUUUACUCGCUCUGGGAAGUCAACGCAGCUCGGUGAAGGCUUGGUUCCAACCAGCCACUCGUGCUCGGCAGGCACAUGGAGGUGCUCGCUAACACCACAUCCUACGAGACUAAAUGGGGGGGAGCCUUUUAUCUGUGCGUAUCUGCCGUUGUGUGAUUGUCGGGGGGGUUUCGUGUAUGGACCUAUGUUGAGGUGGCCGGUUCGCGCUACGCUGCACUUCUCAGCCACACUGGUUCCAGUCUCGGCACGCACCUCAUCACCGUUACUGCCAAUUGGUGUCCCAAUGCCCUGUCCUGAAGAUGUUUGCGUGGUCACCAAACAGCUGCGAUUUGAGAGACAAACACGCUGCCAACGUUUUCCCCGCCGCCACACCAAGUCCAAAUGGACACUCGCAAACGGCGCUGCUCCUCGGUUCUAGUGGCGAGGCUCCGAGGGAAACCCCCACACUGCGUGGUAUUUGUGUGCAGCGAUCACGAGCCGCCGAGUUAUUUCAGGGUUGGACAUCACGACAACGUCCAUCGCGAGCCGUUACAUGGCGAGCCAUCGGCGUGAACACCAUCACCCCUUCGGCGGUCGUCUGCAUUCAUCCAACGUGAAAAUCACUUCGCUUGUGCGUACGGGGCGAGUCUGGCUGUCGGUUGUAACGUGUUAGCCGGCGUCUUGCUCUCGGUGGGCGUCUUGUGUGAGCCGAGCCUCGUCCCGCGCCUGGAGAGUCGUGAUGUACAGAGGAAUGUUUUGUAACUGAUAAGGAGACGACAGAAACCGCGGAAGGCUGCGGCCCCCACUGCUCGCGAUGCGGUGAUUAUCUUAACGUGGCUGUGCUGGCAUGAAUAAAGGCGCUUUGAAUAUU
Molecule: messenger RNA, 6184 nt
Organism: Petromyzon marinus (sea lamprey)
Lineage: Eukaryota; Metazoa; Chordata; Hyperoartia; Petromyzontiformes; Petromyzontidae
Gene: SGTA
Product: small glutamine rich tetratricopeptide repeat co-chaperone alpha
Biological process (GO): post-translational protein targeting to endoplasmic reticulum membrane
Cellular component (GO): TRC complex; membrane
Molecular function (GO): protein binding; molecular adaptor activity
Source: RefSeq, a predicted model, not a curated record